UUCUUCAAAAACUGUCGUUCAAAUCCAGUGGUUGCUUCACAAUCAAUUCGAUAAAGAGGGAUAACUGUUUAGUGCCUGACAUCAGAAUGUAUGUGAUAUCAACUGCAAUACCUCCUCCACCCACUCUACCAAUCAAAUGUGAAACCUGUAGAAAAAUUCAAAUGAGUUUCUAUGGACCUGGUGGCAUCCCACUGGUUGUACCUCAUGUUUCCUUUGGAGAUGCUGAUCUCUCAACUCUGAUCAACAUGGCAGAUUAUGGAGCAAAAGCUGGAAAUCCUAUUAUGUUGGAAAAUAAUUCAACCCCAGAUGUUGUUUGGCCUGAUUAUCAAAUCAGUGUAACACCAGAGGGAACUUUGAGUGACGCAGCUGCUGACAGUUCAUCCUUAGACACUGGUCUCCAAAAAAGAAAAUAUGUGAUACAACUCAUCUUUAUUCUUGAAAAGGUUAAUGACCAUUUCACAACUGGGAAAUACUUGAAUUUCCUAGAUUCAAUCCGACAGAAUUUACAACACCUGGUCACAAUACGAAACAAAAAGAUCCGGAGACCAGUUCACACCAGCCUCGAUAAAGUGCUCAUGAACAAGAAGACCCUGGAGGAGGAGAUUCUUCGGAACAAGAUCCUCAAAAAAGCCAUUCCAACCAUAUCCAAUGCGCUUUGCUCGGUGUUGACACAGAGCGUAAACAAGAAUUUUAGGGAAGAAUGCUUCAAUUCAAUGAAGGUCACCAACUCCAGGGCAAUGAAAAGGGUGCUGCAUAAGAACCUGUGGUCGAUUGCUUCUAAAGUUCAUGGUGUGGUGCCAUGUGAAGAAACAAUUUUACCAUUUGAGGAAAGGGUUUCUCAGCCACAACAGCCUGUUGAAGAGGCAGGAUCUCGAAAGUCUGAAGUUCCUCGCAAGCGUAGAAAACAGCAAUACGUGUAUGAUUGUGGAGAUGAUCCAUGUCCAUCUCGGAACAGUACCCAGACUACAUGCACGGAAGAUUUUCCAGGUGCAUCAACGAUGACCCAAGGAACCACAAAUACAUUAGCUACAAUACAGCCAUCGGCUAAUCUCCAUGCGCCAGUCAUCAACUUUGAUGCCCUGGGAACAGCAUUCAUACGAGAUGAGGAUUCCAUCUUUCAAGAUGACAUGGGCGGAAUAGAAGAUAUUGAAAUGGCCGAGCAGAUCUUGCUCGAAGAAGUCAGGAAGAUUACGGAGGAAGCAACACCAGCUGCUGAGAAGCUGGAAGCAUCCAUUGAUGACAGUUGGUUCAAUGACUUGAUUGAUGAUCCAGAGUUCCUCAUCUGAUAUGUCUGAAGAUGUCAUGCAUCGGAGCCAUGAGAUAAAUCUCACAAGUCAAUCAUAUGUAAAGUGGUGGCCUAUCAGACAGCUACCAUCUAUGUGCAGAAUAUAAAUGUAUGACUGGACUCGUUGUCUUGGCCUGAUCUAACGACAUGUUCAAUCUUGCUGCUCAGUGAUGUACCGUAACACUAAAGCAAUA
Molecule: messenger RNA, 1479 nt
Organism: Lineus longissimus
Lineage: Eukaryota; Metazoa; Nemertea; Pilidiophora; Heteronemertea; Lineidae
Exons: 9
Coding region: 87-1286 (399 amino acids)
Biological process (GO): meiotic DNA double-strand break formation
Source: RefSeq, a predicted model, not a curated record